AUGCAGGUUCGCGUCUACGAUGUUCAUUCAACAGGAACAACGGUACCAAAGGUCGCAUUUGCACACGAAGCGCCAGCCUUAUGUGUUGACUGGAGUGGGGAUGGUACAAAAGUAGCCUCGGGUGGAGCAGACAGAGCAGGCAGAAUGCUUGACGUAGCCACUGGACAAUCGAUUCAUGUUGCGCAACACGAGGAUACCGUCAAAUGUAUACAAUUUCUGGACCAAGGCAACAUUAUUGCCACUGGUAGCUGGGACAAAACGAUCAAGUACUGGGACACACGAUCGCCACAGUCUCUUGCAACUGUUCAAUUACCAGAGCGUUGUUAUUCCAUGGAUUCUCAAGGAUCCCUAAUGGUAGUUGGAGCUGCUGAAAAGCAUAUAUGUGUGAUUGACCUGAAUAACCCUACAGUCAUUUUUAAGCAAUCAACAUCUCCAUUGAGAUGGCAAACGCGUGUCGUCAAAUGCUAUCCAGAUAGCAAAGGUUAUGCUGUGGGAUCCAUCGAGGGAAGAGCAGGCUUUCAGUAUUUGGACCCAAAAGAUGCCUCGAAAAACUUUACAUUCAAAUGUCACCGCGAUGAUGCCAAGAACGUCUAUGCCGUCAACGAUAUCAAGUUUCACCCCAUCUAUGGUACUUUUUCGACUUGUGGAGCAGAUGGUACAGUCAGCUAUUGGGACAAGGAUACGCGAUUACGUUUAAAGUCGUUCAGUAAGACACAUGGACAAAUCACUAGCACAGCAUUCAACAAAGAUGGCAGCAUUUUUGCUUAUGGCGUAAGUUAUGAUUGGUCAAAGGGAUACAAGCAUGCAUCAGCAUCAAGUACAAACAAGAUUUAUCUGCAUGCUGUAAAAGAUGAUGAGAUCAAACCACGUCCAGCCAAGAAACGUUAA
Messenger RNA from Mucor velutinosus, 888 nucleotides. RefSeq lists its product as uncharacterized. Gene Ontology annotation, molecular function: RNA binding; ubiquitin binding. The coding region runs from base 1 to 888 and encodes 295 amino acids. Gene Ontology annotation, biological process: RNA export from nucleus; transcription-dependent tethering of RNA polymerase II gene DNA at nuclear periphery. The transcript is spliced from 5 exons. Lineage: Eukaryota; Fungi; Mucoromycota; Mucoromycetes; Mucorales; Mucoraceae. The record is from RefSeq and is a predicted model, not a curated record. Gene Ontology annotation, cellular component: nuclear pore.